This is a messenger RNA of Tarenaya hassleriana, 3199 nucleotides long. Its product is annotated as GBF-interacting protein 1-like. The transcript has 11 exons. The coding region runs from base 325 to 2697 and encodes 790 amino acids. Lineage: Eukaryota; Viridiplantae; Streptophyta; Magnoliopsida; Brassicales; Cleomaceae. The record is from RefSeq and is a predicted model, not a curated record.
AAAGGGACGGGGAAAAAGCCCUACGCUUCCAAAAUCCCACUGCGUAUUGCUCCUUUCCUCUCUCGUCCCCUUUUCCCUCUCUCUGCUUCUUCUUCUUCACGUCGUCGUCGUCGUCUUCGCUCCUAUUUGGAUCAUGAUUUGAUAAAUCCACAGAGAAGCAGUUGCUUUGAAUCUCAUCUUCUCGUGCCGUCCUGUUGCUUUCGUCGUGAUACAUAAACUCACGUAUUCGUAUACAUACGUAUAUACGUACUUUCAGGCUCUGGGUCUUGUCCCAGAUUUGAUUCGGGCAAAGCAGAGGCGAAGAGAUAGAGACGUUUGAAGAAGAUGGUCGGCGGCGGGACUAGGGUUUCGAUUCCGGCGAGUGCGAAGAAGAUGAUCCAGAGCAUCAAGGAGAUCACGGCUGGGAACUACAGCGAGGAGGAGAUUCUCGCAAUGCUCCAUGAAUGCGACAUGGAUCCUGACGAGACCGCUCAGCGCCUCCUCCUCCAGGACCCUUUUCAUGAGGUUAAGAGGAAGCGUGACAAGAGAAAAGAGAUCCUUAGCAACAAGGAUUAUGUGGACCCUCAAUGGAGAUCUAGCGGCCAGGGCCGUGGGAACAGGGGUGGCCGAGUUAAUUUCUCUUCUCGCCAUACGACCCAUGAUGGUGGCAGCUUAAAGAAUUCUUUCAAAAAGGAAAAUGGUUCGAAGCAAGUCACUGAUCCAUCCACAUCAGCCUCUCAGGAGACAAAAAACAAAGAGGAUACUUCUAGUUCUAGUUUUCCAGCUAUUUUGGACAAUGGUUCAACUGGUUUACCCUCCGAUGUUCUAAAUGCCUCCAACCCUCCAGCUAGUUUGGGACAACCUAAAGUUAUGGGAUCUUCUGUCUCGGCAAACAAACUGGAUGAUGCACCACCUUCUGUUGAAUUGACCAAAAAUCCAGGUCCUAUACUUGGGAGUGAACAAACAGCUCAAGAACAGCACACUGGAGAAAAUAAGUACUCGAGGAGAUCCCGUGGGGCAGGGAAGACUGCUCUUUCCGAUUCCCAUUACUCCAGGCCUACAUCAGCUCAUAGCAACAGCACUGGCAGUCGGCCUUCUUCCAAUUACAGUAAUCGGUCGCAGCAGCCAAUUGGACAUCAAAGAGCUGGCUCUGUCAAGGAAUGGAAACCAAAGCCAGUGAACCUUCACCCUGUCCAGGGUUCUGGGGCAUCAUCUACAUCAGAUAGUUCCGCAGUUCCAGCUGAGCCCAUCGAGAAAGUAUCUGUUAAAGAAGUUCUUCCUUCGGCAGAGACAACAUCAAAACUACAGAAGCAGCUUGAAGGCUUGCACAUGCAACAACGUCAGCAUGUUAUCAUUCCCAAUCAUAUUCUCGUUCCAGAGGCUGAACGAACCAAGCUAAGCUUCGGAAGCUUUGACGCUGGCUUUUCUUUAUUAUCAAACACAGUACCUGGUCCAGAGAAUGAAAAGAGCUCAACCCCUCUCUCUGAGAUUUCGCAUGAUGCUGAAGGAAGUCUCGAAGAGGAUACAUUCAGCAACCAGAAUGCAUCAGCGACGGAAAAGGAAGGGGAUAGUCAAGAUGAUUUGGCUGGUGAUGGUGUUAUCUCAGCGGAUUCUGGAGCAGAACACAAUGAUUCCAAUCAAGAGAGUACUUUGGAGUCUGAGAACAAUCAGAACUCAUCUGACAAUUUUGGUAUUGGUGUUCUUCCUCCAGCACUUGGGAGCCAUCUUCCGCAGUUUGAGCACACUGACCCUCAAGCACGCGAUGCUUUCUCUGUUCCAAGCUUUGUGGUCCAACAACCAUUUGAUCCAGCUAGUUACUAUGCUCAGUUCUAUCGUUCAAGCUCAGACCGCGAUGGACGUGUUUCUCCUUUUGUUUCCCCAGGGGUAACCACCAAAUUCAAUGGCAAUGUUACAGUAUUGCCUCCACAUUCAUCUCAAUCUCUGCAAGAGGGUGGAAACAACUUAGUUAUGUCCACUGCUAGUCAAACUCCACUUGUAACUCAAGCUGCCGGGCUGAUGCAGAACUCCAUACCUGUCGCUCAGCAACCUCUCCCGGUUUUCCGUCCUCCUAGCAUGCAUAUGUCGCACUAUCCUCAGAACUACCUGCCGUAUGGACACUACUUCUCUCCAUUCUAUGUCCCGCCGCCAGCUGUCCCCCAGUUCUUAAGCAAUGGUGCAUUUGGGCAGCAACCUCAAGCAAGCGGUGUAUAUCCGGCUCCACCCCCUGGAGCUUCAAAUUCAAUGGGAGGCAAGUACUCGCUUCCACAAUACAAGACUGGGACUAAUGCAGGAAGUAUGCACAGUGGUUAUGGACCAUAUGGCUCCUUCCCAGCUGGUUAUGCUCCCAGUUCUGCUGCGUCAGCUGGGCACUCAACUGCUAAUGAGGAUCAUAAUACAUCUCAGUUGAAGGAUACCAAUGGCUACACCACGGGACAGCAGCAGAGUGACGUUUUGCCUGUGUGGAUCACGGGUGGUCGCGAUGUGUCUAACCUGCCAGCAAACGCUUUCUACAAUCUACAGCAGCACCAGGGCCAGCACAUGACUUAUGCACCGACACAAGCUGGUCAUGUCACCUUUCCCGGUAUGUAUCACCACCCUGCACAGGCGCUCUUGCAGCAGUCUCAGGCAGUGGCCGGACCUGAUGUGGUGGCACAGGUGGGGGCGAAUGUGUUCCAACAGCCUCAGCAGACCCAGAUGAACUGGUCAAGUAAUUACUGACACAACAGAGGAGUGAAGGGUGAAUGCUUAUGAAUGAGACAGGUUUUCAAAAUCCAAAUCUUGUGGAUUGUUUUUGGGGGGAAGUUCCAAAAUCUGGAUGAGGAGCUGGGGGAGAAGGGUUGAGUUCUGUGUGUGUGCCUUUUAACAAACUAUAGAGGAAGUGUGGCCCCGUGGUCGUGGAUCGAAGAAGAAGGUAUCGGAUGAGAAGAAGAAGAAGAAGAAGAAGAAGAAGAAGAAGGGCACGAACAAAAAGCAACAGACGACCACCAAAAAAAAAAAAAGCUUAGGGAAGGUACCAUUCGUGUCCUAUCUAUUCGAUAUUUUUGUACUUUUCAUAGUCUCGGAACAAAACAAGAACUCUUUCGGACAAAUAUGGGUGUUGGAUUCUUUGGCUAUUGGGGGAUUUUGUUUUGUUUUUUUUUUCUCUCGUAGGGUAAGUUAUAUAUAUAUAUAUAUGUGUGUGUGUGAGAAGAAAUUUCUGAUUCGCCCAUCUUUUUGUUUU